This is a messenger RNA of Beauveria bassiana ARSEF 2860, 1032 nucleotides long. Its product is annotated as homoserine O-acetyltransferase. Bases 1 to 1032 code for a protein of 343 amino acids. The record is from RefSeq and is a predicted model, not a curated record. The transcript has a single exon. Gene Ontology annotation, molecular function: acyltransferase activity, transferring groups other than amino-acyl groups. Lineage: Eukaryota; Fungi; Ascomycota; Sordariomycetes; Hypocreales; Cordycipitaceae. Gene Ontology annotation, biological process: biosynthetic process.
AUGCGUCUUCAUCCGAUUCAAUAUCAUCAGAUUGACAAUUUCCAAUUCCAAGAUGGCUCUCCCGCGGCUUCAGUCAAGGUAGCCUACCUCGAUAUCAAUCCAACUUCCGACAAGACCGCUCUGGUGCUGUCAUGCUUUCGCGGUCGUCUUCACUCAACCCCGACCUUUUCUGAUGGCGCGUUGAAAGACUACAGAGUCAUAGUCGCGGCUCUAUUUGGAAAUGGCGAGUCCUCUAGUCCGUCAAACAUGGCCAACCCCCCAGAUAUGUUUGAUUACCGAGACUGCGUGCGGGCGCAGCGCCAUCUUCUUCUCUACCGCCUACGGAUCGCCGCCAAGCUGGACCUUGUCCUCGGCUUCUCCAUGGGCGGCCAGUGCGCAUAUCACUGGACGCUCAUGUAUCCGGAAGCGGUUCUCAAUGCCGUCAUUAUAUGCUCAUCGGCCCGAAGCAGCCGUCACAACUACCAGUUUCUGGAGGGGCCCAAGUCUGCACUGGAGAACUCGUGCGACUAUAAGCCGGGCACGGCGCCGGCGCCGGCAGCAGCAGCGCAGGCGACAGAGAAGAAACCAUUGCUGCAUGGAUUGCGGGCUUUUGGAAAAGCAUACUCUGCGUGGUUGACCAGCGCCGAGUGGUUUGAUCAGGAAAUGUACAAGUCGCUUGGCUACGAGACCUUGAGCGACUGGGAUCGUGAGGUCGCUGGCACAAACUACCAUGACUGGCAUCCCGAUGAUUUGCUAUCCAAGAUUCGUACAUGGCAGCAUGGCGACAUUACAAAGAUUUUGCAGAGCGAGGGCGAGCAGGUGUCUUUACGCCAAGCUUGUUCAUUGAUUCAGGCGCGUGUGUUGCUUAUGCCAUGCCGCACUGAUCAGUACUUUCGGUGGGAAGCAUCCGAAAAGGAAUCACACAUGAUUCCACGCGCGACCCUCCAGGUUAUACCAUCAAUAUGGGGUCAUUUAGCCGGGCUUGGAGUCGAUCUGGCAGACAUGGCUUGGAUGGAUGUACAAAUAGGCAGGUUCCUUGCAGGUCAACAAUAG